GGAACGUAUUACGUUCGACGUUUAAUGUGACAAUCAUUGGGCAAUAUUGAAAAAAUACGCAUAAAUGGAGGGAGAAGUUAAAAGCAAAUUUACAAUUGCCGCUUUGUUUACACACGUACUCAAACAAUCGAGCUUGGGAAAUAAGUUUUGGACUAAAAAUAAAUAUUCAUCGUAAGUAAAUUAUAGUAAACGCAACAGUUUUUACUAUAUUUCUAGACCACUUACUAGGUACUUAUAUAUAGAUUAAAAAAAGGGCUUGAGAUAUUUUAUUUGGCCAUUCGAGUAAUAUAAAAUAAUACCCACCCCCCACAAGCAGUGGCGAAUUUUAGAAAGGGAAAAGGGCCAUUUUCCGGGUAGCAAAAUUUCAAGGAUAGUAAAAUUUCAAUGUUUGGAUAAGGAAAAUUAUGAAAAUAAUUAAAUAUGGGUAUGUCCCUGUUAAUGGGGAGUUGUAAAAAUAUUUUAUGUAUCACUGUCAGUAAGUAUAAUUAUAAACUCCAUAAAAGUUUAUUUUUAUAAUUUUAUACUACUAAUUUUGUUUAUAAAAAACAAACAAAACAAAUUUUAAAAAACAAUACUCAAAAUUUAAACUAAUUACAAUCUACAUGAUUUAUGGUUAGGAACAACUAUAGUUUACUGAUUAUAAUUAUUAUUUGUUUAUUUGGUUUUGAUAAUUAUGUAAGGUAUAAUUAUUAUAUCAUUAAAAUGUCCCAUGAAAAAUGAAUAACAGGAUAAAAUUCCUAAUGACAAUACGCGGUGUCGUAAUAAUAAACGAGGUUGACAGUUUUAAGUACCUACCUAGGAUCUUUUGUACAAAACAACGAUGGUUAUUACGAGUAUAUGAAACAUAGAAAUAACUAAUAAGUAUGGUUGGAUAGCGUACAAAUAGAAACGUCAGGUGUUUUGUAUGACGAGAGAAUUCGAAUGGAACUUAAAAGUAAGUACUACAAAAGAGUGGUAAGACCGAUAAUAUUGUACAAUUCGGAGUGUUGGGUGCCGAGUGGUAAACAGAAAAAUAUAACAGAGAAUGAGUGUUACAGAGAUGAGAAUGAUGGUGGAUGAAUGGAGCCAUGAGAGAAGAUAGGAUAAGGAAUGAGUACUUUAAAGAUAGCUAAGGCGUGGAGAAGACAAUUAACUGAUAUAUUAUCAGUAAAGAUCGGAUUUUGACAUUGCAACUUGUUUUGCAACGAAGAUACAUCAGACCUGAUUAAAUAUAUAGCCGAUAAAUACUAAAAAUAUUCUGCCUAAUUAAUUUUAUAAUACAAUUUUUUUCAAUUUUCGACGUUUUUGCAUUUUUUCGCAAUUUUACCAUGUUUAUAAAUCAUAGGCGUUUAUCGUUUGUCUGGAAUUUUCUAGAAGCUUGGCGAGCCCAGCGAUCGAUAAGCGUCUAUAUAUUUAUGGUAGUAAAUUAAACGUAGUAGUACAACGAUUCGUGUGCGUUUACCUUAGUACCUAUUUCUUUGAUCAAAAUUUACCGCACGGCGAAUGUAUUCGACGUAAUGCCUAAAAUAAAAUCAACUUUAAAAAGUAAAAUUUUGAAUUGGAUUGCUCCAUACAAUAAAAAUAAAGAAGUAUUUUCAUCAGAUGUAAAAGUUAUAUAUUGUAACAAAUCUGUGUCUACUGAAACAAAAUAUCUAUUAGAUCAUCAUUCCAAAACAAGUAAGUUUUGUAUUUUAUGCUCAAAUUACACGUAAUAUACUACAUAUUAUUUCAAAAAUACAUGUAUAUCUUUUUUUAGUUCAACACAUAAAUGCAUUACAAAGAAAUAAAGAAAAAAAAACAGUUUUUGAUUACUUCUCACAAUUCGAAUAGUAAAAAUUUAUUUUUUGAAGAUUUAUGUAAUGCAUUUAUUGCUGCAAAUAUUCCUUUGUAUAAGUUAGCCAAUCAAGUGUUAAAAUCAUUUUUGGAAAAACAUAAAAGCACUUUAAGAAAAAAUUACACACCAAAUAUUUAUAAAAGCAUUAUGGACCAAGUAAUUAGUGAUAUUGUAAAUAAUUACGUUUACAUAAUUAUUGGCAAAACAACCAAGAGGUUUAUAUAAAUAUUUUUUUUUUAUUUUUUCAUAUAAUAUACUAUUUUCGUUUAGCUUUGACUAUCGCAAAUUUAUUAAUUGAUAAAUUAGAUGGGACGUCUAGUAAAUCAUAUUUAGUUGCACAUAAAGAACUAGAAUCCACCAAUUAUGAAACUAUUUAUCAGUUUAUUAAUUCCUCGUUAAAAAUAUUUCUUGGUAUUGAACAAAAAAUAUUACUUUUUAUUAGUGAUGCUGGUACUUAUAUGAUCAAAGCAAAAAUAUUUUUCCCGAAAUUAAUUCAUAAUUACAUAUUUUGUUUCAAUAGAGUUCUAGAGAAAAUUCGAGAAUUGUAUCCCGACAUUAAUAAAUUGAUUAACAAUAGUAAUAAACUAAGUACCUAUUUAAAAUCUAAAUACAUAUGUAACUUAUUUCCUUUAUUUCAGUAAAAAAGCUUUCCUAAAAACACCACCGUGAAUAAAUAAAUACAGAAAAGAAAUACCGGGUAUACCUUUACAACCCGAACCUAUUAUUACAAUAUGGGGAACAUGGUAAAAUACUGCACUUUUCUAUGCAAAUAAUUUUUAAAAGUUGAACAACUCAUACUACGAGUGUCGAAAUGCUGUAACAGCUUGUAUAAAAUAAUGCAGACAAAUAUGGUUUAGCAUUCAUAAAAUUACACUUACUCGAGUUAUCCAAGAAUCUUGAAAAUUUGGAAGAAUCUAAUAGUGAGCUACUGAAAACAUGGAUAUUUUUAGAAAAAUUGAAAAUAUUUUAACAAAUAUUGCUAGUCCAAAUGGGAAAAAAUAAAAUAAAAAUGUAUGUAUGUAACUGAAAAAUAUGAAGGGUAUAAAACUGUAAAGUUUUACUAUGAAGUCAUGUCAGGUAAUGCAAAUUUUAAUUUAGAUAUAACGACUACUUUAUUAAAUUAUAUUAAAUAUACACCAAUAACUAUUGUAGACAUAGAACGUAGUUUUUUUUUUUUGUACAUAUUUUAAGUAAUAGAAGAUUUAAUUUUAAUGAAAACGAUUUAGAAAUUUAUCUAAUUAUCAAUUUUAAUUAAAAAAUAUAAUAUUUAUCUAAUUCUUUUUAUAUAACUUUUGCAUUUUUAUGGUGCAAUUUAUUAAGCAAUUUUUACGUACUUUUUGGUGCAAUUAUAUAAUUUUAAUAUACAAUUUUUGUAUGUUUUGAAUGCAAUUAAAUCCGAUAUUUAAUUAUCAGUCAUGGUUUGGACACGUCACGAGGAGAGAAGCAGUAAGAAUGGUAAUGAAAAUCAAUUCAGGAUAAAAGAGAAGAAAAUGAAUACCGAAAGAGGUAGUUAGAUGCGAUUUAGAAUGAUAUGAGAACAGCUGAUGUACGCGAGGUAAGAGAUCGGGUCAAGUGGAAGUUUAGGACGAAGGUGGUCGACCCAAAAUAGUUGGAAUGAAGGCGAAGAAGAAGAAGUAGUAUUUUUAUUCGAAUGUUGCAUGAAUAUAUCACUGUGGUGAUGUUUUUAUUUAAAUAUAGGUAUUCGUACAAAUGAUCGAUUCUCCUAUAUCGCGCGAUAAAAUUAUGUAUCCCAUGUAAUUUGGUGAUUUAAAUUAUUAUACUUAUGUGAGUUAAAAACAAAAUUCAAUACAUAAUUUUAUUAACUGUCAUUAUUAUUGUAUUUUUAGGCUGUAUUGGAUAUGCGUGUCGAUUGGAUCGUUUGCGUUGGGUGUAUUUUUGUCGCGGGAUAUUGUCUUCAAGUGGUAUGAAUCUCCAGUGAACAGAUUUAUGAUUAACAAACCUCGGCACUUGUCCGAAAAUCCGUUCCCCGCGAUUACGAUUUGCCACCACGAUCCCAUUAAUUCAAACACAAUGAACUUGGCUUCCGUGUUGGGUUGGACACGAGAAAAUAAAACCGACGAGGAGUUAGUACUUCGAUAAAAUAUAAUAUUGCAGCGUUAAAUAAUAUUUAUUCAUCGCCAGCGUAGGAUAAGUCAGUGGUGGUCCUACGGGAGAGGAGGAGUGGCGAUGGGUGAAUCGCCCCCACUUGGCCUAUAUUAUAUUACUACAAAAACCUGAUAAUACAUCUAUAUUUUACAUUAUUUUAUGAUUAAUAAUUGUGGUAACAAAGCGAGAAAAAAUCAACGAUUUUAAUAUUUGUUUGCAACACUAAGUUUCGCCUAUUCUAUGUUAUGGCUAUGAUAAUGUGACGGGCACUUGGGGACGGCAUACUCUACCAACGGCAUACUCACACCGCUCGGGUGAUACAGAGCACACGAUGAACCUGUUAUCAUAAAUAACCUAACUCAUAAUACAUUGAAAAUGUUAUAUUGUUUAUGUUUAACUUAUUCUUGCUCAUUCGUUCGUAGAACAUGGCUAAGGUCAAAAAUGGAGAAUACCAGACUUAGUGGCUUAGCAUUACUUCAUAUUUAUAGAGAUGUAAUCAUAAGUCAUGAAAAUAUUAUAGACCGAUUAGCAAAACAAAAAAAAACCGAAAAAGGAUUUUUAUUUUGUAAUAUUACAUGAAAUAAAUUUUAAAAUUGAACAAACUAUUUUUUUUUAUGACAACUAUUUUUAAGGAUUGUGUUUUAUGUGAAAAAUAUUUCGCCCCCCACCCCCUUAAAAUUUGUCAAGGACCGCCACUGAGAUAGGUACUCAAAUUAUUAUAUAUUUAACCUAACAUUGCCACAUUAUAAAAUGUAAUAUUACUUAACAUAGGUAAAGUUAGGUUAGGUUAAUACCUACCCAUUCAUAUUGUAUUAUAGUAUUGUACGGUAUGUGUAUUGUAUACAUAUAUAUCUUAAUUUAAUAUCUUAUUAGGUGUCUAUUAUAACAUUAUUCGAUUAUUAAGACUAUAUUCAAAAUAUGGAUUUGUUAAAUUAAUUUAAUUUCGAUUUGUUUUUAGGUGGCAAUCGUUGAACAUAGUAUAUGACUUGUGCCAUUGGAAACACAAGACCACUUUACUAGACACAGUUAAUCCCGAAAUCGUCUUUAAAGUAUUGAAGGUGAUAUGUUUAUGGAAAUGAUUGUAAUUAAAAUUAAAAUAUGUGUUAAUAACUUAAUAGUUAAUGUAACUAUACUCUACAUUUUAUACAACAAAUGUCGAUACUUCUAGUGGGUGUGCCGUGUUUAAUAAGAAAUUUGGAAGAGAAAAUAAAAUAUAGAGUAGUUUAAUUGAUACGUGUACAUGACGAUAAACUGUUGUUAAAGAGUAAAAUUUUUCAUUAAUUUGUCCUUGUUCCCAACCCAGAAAUCGACAAAAAUUAUUAAAUUAUUAAAAAAUCUUAUCAGUUUUUGCCAUUUACUAAAAAAAAUUAUAAAGAGUUUAAAAAAAAAAAAGCUAAAUUACACGAUGUGAAACUAAUGCGUGAGUUAAAAUUUGACAUGAUUCGAUCAGUGUAAACUUAUCUCAGCCUCUGGACGUGCGUCAAAAACGAUAAGCCUAUUUUGAUUCGCGUCAUGUAAACUAGUUGUUUUGUCGCUGCUCACUUUGAUUUGACUUACUUCCGCAUAGGAUGAGCACCGUUUAAACCAGGGUUUCCCAACCUUUUUUACUCAACGCCCCUUUUAGAUUGUCAAAAAACUCUUACCAUUCCCUCCCCAAUAGAUUAAAAAAAAAAAAAAUUAAAGUUUAGUUUUUAAAAUCAACCAUUUAAUUAAAGUGAAAAAUAAAUAUUUUCUUUACGUUUUGAGCUCGAACAUUUUAUUACAAUUACGAAUAAGUGUAACUAACGUGCAUGCACACUAAAUUAUAUAGCUUCAUGUAAUAAAUACAAGUAUACAAAUUUGUCGGAAAUAUCCGUAUGAAAAUAGGACCUUUCGCUGUUACUUCACUAAAUUUCGCUGUUAUUGUAAUGUGUAUAAAAUAUUUAAUUAUUUUCUAUUGUAUGCAGAUAUACAUUUCAUUGUAAUAAGUUAUGAAUUUGCUAAUAUUGUUUUAAUAAUAAUAUAAUUGUUUUUAAUAAUAGUGAACUAUUUUUAAUAAUAAAAGUCACAAUAGAAUCGCUCUUCUUAGUACCCCCUUAAGUAAAAAGCCCCUUUAUAAUUAAAAAAGCCCACAAGGGGGCGGUACCGCUCACAUUGUAAAUCACUGGUGGAAACAGUUGUUUCCAGUGAAUCAGCUGUUUUGUGUGACAGCCAUCAAAUUCGCGUCGUCUGAACCCGGAUUUAUACAUGUUCUGAAUUAAAAAUUAAUAAUUAUUAAACAUAUAAUAUUGAAAAUACCGUAUUAAUAAAAACCAUUUACCUCCCACCACCAGGAAUUUUCAAUCAAGUGUCAAGACACUAUUAAACUAAUUCGCUGGCAAGAUAAAAUUAUCGAAAAUCCGUGUACAUUUAUGCAACCUACGUUCGUAGUAAAAAGUCUAUGUUACAGCUUGAACGCCUUGCCGUAUCAUAAUUUGUAUAGACAAACGCCAUAUAAGUUGUAAGUUUAUUAUCCAAUAUUUCUUCAUACAUAACACACAAUGAAAACGUAACUGAAUGGUUUUAUUUCCAUCAGGCAAGAAGCGCUUCAGAUCGGUAAAAAAUGGUCUAGUUUAACGAGUGAUUGGAAUCCCGACCAAGGUUACGGUCAUAACGCUAACGUACCGUGGCGAAUUAAUUCGACGGGAUUUUGGAACUCCGUCGAGAUUGUAUUGGAACAAAGCGAUUCAUAUUACGGCUGCUCGAGUAAACAAGGAUUUACAGUUAAGCGUUUCAAAGUUUAUCGUCAUAUACAUACAUAUAUAUGCAUACAUCACAUUUUGAAUACUCGUUUUAAAUUAAUAAAUGUUAUUAUUCUGCUUACAAAAGCGUUCGAAAAAAUCAUAUAUUAACCAUAUACUUCCGAUAAAAAAUAAAAAAAUAAAACGAUUAUAGAUUGCCUUUGGUACCUUUGUUUCAGGUUUAUUUUCACAGUCCGGCGGACGUUCCGGAUUAUUCGCAUGAUUCUAUAAAAUUCUCAAAGAGUACCCACAGUUUCGUUCAGAUCACCACUCACGUGACUCUGACGGACGACAGCAUAAAAAGUUGGGAGCCCGAAAAACGAGGAUGUUAUUAUUCGAACGAGAAACGGCUGAAAUACAACACAAUCUAUACGUACACCAAUUGUUAUGUCGAAUGUCAAUUGAAUAAUACCGAGAGUCUGUGCGGUUGCGUUCCUAUGUACAGAAUAAGUAUGCACGUUGAACAACACCUUAAAAAGUUAAACACGAUCAAAACAACGGCUCAGUUUUCCUAUUGUAGUUGUAUCAUGUAUUUUUCAAAAUCGCAUUUACAUAAUACGAGCGAAUCGCGAUAAAAUAGGUAUUUUAUACGUGCAUCGCAUUUGGCGUGUGCCUAUUCAUCGGAUAUUGUAGGGGGCGAUUCGAGUUGACGUUAGGCACCUGCGUCAGACGUCAGUCCGUUAUCAACAUUAUUGUUUACCAAACUAUGUUGUAAUAUUAUUAUAGGUAAACAAUAACAUUACGAGUAAUGACUAAUUUAUUGGGUUCAAUUUUUGAAAUUCGGUCAUUGAAAUAACGCGAUAAACAUUGCGCAAAAUAAAUAUUAAAAAUCAAAAAAACUACUAAAUAUUAUAAUAUGGAAUUUGAUACUCGCGUUAAUUCAAUUUACAACUAAAAAUUAAUUACAAUCGUAAUUUUAUCAUUUAUCGCUUUACCGGUAAUAGCUGAAAUUACGUCUCGUAAUUACAUACGAGUAUACGUUAUUAGGUAUAUACCGGUAUACCUGUAACCUACAACAUGAUUUUUUUUUCUUUUUACAGAUAGUUCUUUUCCUGUGUGCGGACCAAAUCUGCACAAUUGUCAAGCCAGUGCUGCAAGUAAAAUAUUCAAUAAUUUCUAA
Messenger RNA from Cinara cedri, 7798 nucleotides. NCBI's taxonomy places the organism in Eukaryota, Metazoa, Arthropoda, Insecta, Hemiptera, Aphididae. The record is from the annotation of a GenBank genome assembly.